AUGGCUCUUGUGAUAAACCAAUCGAGAUCCGCGAUUUUGGAAUCAAACUCUUAUCAACCGCAAUCAAAUUUUUUGCCUUCGACUAGCGGAUUUUUCAAAACUCUAACAACUUAUCUAACUGCCGCUCCUAAGACAUCGCCGAAAAAAGAACAAAUAGAAAAAGAAACAAAACUUAUCGAAAAUUGGGAUGAUGUCAAUUUCAGCACAAUUAAUUCAGUUGUUUGCAAUUAUUUGUACAGAGAUUGCGAAUAUCAACGAUUGUAAGUCAAUUUUCUUUCGAAAAAAAAUGAUCAGAUUUUUUUAGGUUUGUGGAACUGGAAAAUGCAAUCGGACCUCGUCGAGAAGAACAACUUUAUAUUCUGACAGCCAUCACUCUUGCUCUUAUUUUUGUUCAAGAUCCAGUUGGAUCUACAACAUCUUUUAUGGUAACCUUUUCAGCUCUACACAGCAGUUUUCAAUCUAAUGAAAAUUUUAGACAAUUGUGAUCCCAGCAUUUUUCACUGCAAUCGCAUUACUUCAAGAUUCUGAUCCUCAAAUAAUUGCAAAUCGACAAGAAUUUGCUCUCAAAUAUUGGACAGUUUAUGGUUUUUUCAUUGUUUUCGAAUCGUUUCUCACAUCGAUUAUCAAAUUUGAUCUACGUCUUUUUAGACUUGGAUUUUUGUCGUUGUGUUUGACAUCGAGAGUUCCAAUUUUAUCAAUGACUUAUAGUAAGUUGAGCAAAAAGGCAUUUUCAGCGAAAGUUUUGAAAUUUCAGAUAAAAUACAGAAUCGUAUAAUUGCUCUCAAAAAUUGUUUUGACCGAAAUAAUCUGAUGAUCAAAGAACAAACUAAUAUUAAAUAA
Molecule: messenger RNA, 840 nt
Organism: Caenorhabditis angaria
Lineage: Eukaryota; Metazoa; Nematoda; Chromadorea; Rhabditida; Rhabditidae
Source: the annotation of a GenBank genome assembly